UCCUCCUAUCUGGUUGGAAAAGAGAUAUUAGUCUAACAAUGCAUCUAAGCAUUGAGUAUUGACGGUUAGGUUUCUAUGUCUUCCUAAUUGUACGGCUAGCUUUACUUUCUUAUGCACACCAACAGUGCAAAAGGUAUUUUAAAAAACUGCCUUCUGUCGGCCAAAGGAUAGCAACACCUUCAAAGACCUCACAAUAUCAUGAAUUAAAACCAGGAUUUCAACGUCAGGGUUUUUUGCAAAAAUAUCAACAUGUAUCCAGUGGAUGAAAAUGUUUUGAUAUACUUAUGCUCAAAGCCUUUUAAUAGCCACUUCAGCUCGCUAAUAGAUAAUGAUGUAAUGAGUUCACAGUAUGUACAUGCAUAGAGACUGUAUCUUUCUGUGCACCUUCAGGUUUUCCCCGGAGCUGCUGGGAGUUCAGGCCAGCUCGGCGUUGGUGUGGCUGAUCAUGGAGGUCCUGGCAGUCCUGCUGUCUCUCUACCUGGUGACCGUCAACACUGACCUCACCACCAUUGACCUGCUGGCCUUUUCUGGAUACAAAUACGUCGGGAUGAUCGUAGGCGUUGUGUCAGGCCUGUUGUUCGGUCGGCCAGCGUACUAUCUCUCUCUGCUGUGGUGCUGCGCUGCCAUCUUUGUCUUCAUGAUCCGAACCCUACGUCUGAAGCUGUUAUCGGAGGCGGUGGCGGAGGGGAGGCAGGUGAGAGGAUCCAGAAACCAGCUGAGGAUGUACCUCACCAUGUCUAUAGCAGGAGCUCAGCCCCUCUUCAUGUUCUGGCUCACCUACCACCUGAUCAGAUAAAACCCACACACUCAUUUGUAAUAGAUGGACUUUGCUGUCUGAACUCCAUAUCGCCGCCCGUAGAAACACACACAUCAGAGGAGCUGGACUUGGAUGUAACCCACAACGGCCCACAGCUUUUUGGAUAAUAAGACUCACUCCAUGUAUCCAUGGAGCUGAACAACACAUGCUAAAAGACGAUUCAGAGAAGAUGUCUCUCCUCUCACAGCACAGUCCCGUGUCAUUUGAAAAUUGUUGCCUUUUUUUUGUCCUUUUAUGUCAUGUCUUCAAAAUUGUGUAGCGAAAGUGGCUUUAUGUUGGGUUUCUCUGUGUAAUUAUUUGUUGAUUAUGUUUAUUUAAGUAUGUAUGUUUGUGAAUAGCAAAAGUAUUAUGGCGGCGGAUGCUGCUCCGGUCUGAUAUCUCAUGUCAUUUUUCUGAGCCGACUCUAAAGAAAGCACACUAACCUCACACAAACCGUCCAUGGAAUGACAAGAAGAUUCAGGUUUAAAGGUGAUUCAAAUAACCUUUUCACUGCGCCUAAUGUUUAUAUUGCGGCUGAGAGAGAAACCUUUCAUCAUCUGGAACCGAGGGUUAUCUAACUGGUGUCACUGGGUGACGUAGCACCUCAGUUUUAAUCUUUUUGUAAGUGCUUUGAUACAUGUAUGAUCUUUGCUGCAUGACAACUGUUGAAUAGAAAUAUCAACUCUGCGUAAGCCACGACUUUAAGGUGCAGACCUUGCAAUGUAAUGUUGAGUUGACUUUGAUAUCCUUUUUAAAAACUAAGUAAAUUAUUUACUGCUUUUCAUAUUGAAAGUCUGGUGUUAUAAAGAAAAGGGAAGAGAUGAGAUGGUCUGUCCUGUGAAAAUGUGUUGUCUCUUUGAGAUACUUGAAAUACUUUCAUGUGCUUUAAUGUAAAUCAUCUUAUGUCACCAUGUCACUAAGUGUCAGCUUUUUUUAUGUUGCCAAUGUUUACUCAAACCAAGGUAGGAUUUAUAAACAUUCAAAUUAAUUCAGGAAACUGUUAACAAUUCAGGAUAUUUGCAAUUCAGAUGAUUUCUGAUAAUUGAUGAUGAAACGGUUUUGUCAAUAGACUGAGGUGCCAUUAAAACAUUUUUCCAAAUGUUGUGACAAUGUUAAUUCAAACAGGAUACCUGAAAUUGUAGCAUCUCGUUAUAAAUGACUCAUUCUAUAUACAUAUAGCUGGCAAUAUACUUUCUUUUUUUAGGAUUAAUCAUAAAUGGAUCACAUCCUCGACUGUUUAAUAGGCUGAAAGCAUACGACCUAUCAAAUCAAGCCAUUGAAAUGAUAUGACGAUUGGACAGAUUAAUAAAGUCAAACUGAUGGAG
Notothenia coriiceps (black rockcod) is the source of this 2121-nucleotide messenger RNA. Its product is annotated as protein YIF1B-like. The transcript is spliced from 3 exons. The coding region runs from base 350 to 796 and encodes 148 amino acids. The record is from RefSeq and is a predicted model, not a curated record. Gene Ontology annotation, biological process: endoplasmic reticulum to Golgi vesicle-mediated transport. Gene Ontology annotation, cellular component: COPII-coated ER to Golgi transport vesicle; Golgi membrane; endoplasmic reticulum-Golgi intermediate compartment. NCBI's taxonomy places the organism in Eukaryota, Metazoa, Chordata, Actinopteri, Perciformes, Nototheniidae.